AUGCAUGCCGCGUCUCCCUUACCCCACUAUAUAAAGCAACUGCUGAAGACCGCUAAAAAGCAUAAGGCCUCUUUCGGCGCAAUAAACCUAAGCAAUGAACUGAAAACCAAACUUCCUGUUUGGUACCAUAUCAGCGCAACAAAGCAGCUAAGACGUCUAGACAAUACGACACUCAGCAAAUGUUUGCGACAUAACCACCGAGUCCUACUCGUAUCGGACAUCAUGUCGCUGGCUAGACAUGACUUCGUCCCGGUCCUCUCAUCUGACUCCUCGGUAUGCUCAUGCGUACCAUGCAAAGAAGCUGAGGCAAAAGGAUGUCAUAAUCCACUUAAUUGUGUAGAAGCGGCACGAUGUCUACUCACCUCUCUCAACGACAAAUGGAAUCCGACGAUAGACCAUACCCCCGACGGCCUCACGCUCACUCAACAUAGACACGAAACCAACAGUGCCGCCUUCAAAAAGAAGGAUGGAGAAGCAAUAUUCAACCCCUCCGUCACUGAACGUGGAGGUAUAUCCGAAGUAUUCCGCGUAUUC
Messenger RNA from Rhodofomes roseus, 534 nucleotides. RefSeq lists its product as uncharacterized. The transcript has a single exon. Lineage: Eukaryota; Fungi; Basidiomycota; Agaricomycetes; Polyporales; Fomitopsidaceae. The annotation marks the transcript as partial. The record is from RefSeq and is a predicted model, not a curated record.